Molecule: messenger RNA, 802 nt
Organism: Vombatus ursinus (common wombat)
Lineage: Eukaryota; Metazoa; Chordata; Mammalia; Diprotodontia; Vombatidae
Gene: FGF18
Product: fibroblast growth factor 18
Exons: 5
Coding region: 59-682 (207 amino acids)
Biological process (GO): fibroblast growth factor receptor signaling pathway; positive regulation of protein phosphorylation; regulation of cell migration
Cellular component (GO): cytoplasm
Molecular function (GO): type 2 fibroblast growth factor receptor binding; growth factor activity; type 1 fibroblast growth factor receptor binding
Source: RefSeq, a predicted model, not a curated record
CCCCGGCGCAGUGACGUGACCUCGGGCUAGAAGCCGCCGCCUUCCUCCCUUCUCAGCGAUGUAUUCAGUGUUCUCCGCCUGCACUUGCCUAUGUUUACACUUCCUGCUGCUGUGCUUACAGGUACAGGUGUUGGCAGCCGAGGAGAACGUGGAUUUCCGUAUCCAUGUGGAGAACCAGACGAGAGCUCGGGAUGAUGUGAGCAGAAAGCAGCUGAGGCUGUACCAGCUGUACAGCCGGACGAGCGGGAAGCACAUCCAGGUGUUGGGGCGGAGGAUCAGUGCCAAGGGCGAAGAUGGAGACAAAUAUGCUCAGCUUCUAGUGGAAACAGACACAUUUGGCAGUCAAGUCCGGAUCAAAGGCAAGGAGACAGACUUCUACCUUUGCAUGAAUAGGAAAGGCAAACUCGUGGGGAAGCCUGAUGGCACCAGCAAAGAGUGUGUCUUCAUUGAGAAGGUCCUGGAAAACAAUUACACAGCACUGAUGUCUGCCAAGUACACAGGCUGGUAUGUGGGCUUCACCAAGAAGGGGCGACCAAGGAAGGGCCCUAAGACUCGGGAGAAUCAGCAGGAUGUCCACUUUAUGAAGCGAUACCCCAAGGGCCAAGCGGAGUUGCAGAAGCCCUUUAAGUAUACGACGGUGACCAAGCGGACAAGGCGCAUCCGGCCCACACACCCUGGCUAGAGCAGCCAUCCCCACCAGCCCCACCAGGAUGGUGCAACCAUAAGCCACACACACAGACACACACACCAACACACACACAAACAGACACACACACACACACACACACACACAAAAACUGCA